Salvelinus sp. IW2-2015 is the source of this 924-nucleotide messenger RNA. RefSeq names its product gastrula zinc finger protein XlCGF49.1-like. Lineage: Eukaryota; Metazoa; Chordata; Actinopteri; Salmoniformes; Salmonidae. The record is from RefSeq and is a predicted model, not a curated record. Gene Ontology annotation, biological process: regulation of transcription by RNA polymerase II. Gene Ontology annotation, molecular function: RNA polymerase II cis-regulatory region sequence-specific DNA binding; DNA-binding transcription factor activity.
AAGGGGAGGGUCUGAUUGUAGAUGAAGUGACUGUGAAAGUGGAGGGUGACGUUCCUCCCACAUGGAAUGCAGAUAGUCACCUAGGGGACGGAAACUCACAGGGCAGAGAUUUAUUUGAUUACAGGGGAAGCUUAGAGACAAAUCUAAAUGUUGCCACCCACUCCCUUUUACACACGUUCAAGGAUCGCAACCCAGACUCCACUUUGAUGGAGCCUUCCGAUUCACACAGCCUUGUCCUUUUCGAUCAGGUAUUGAACUCAAACGACACGACUAGAGCCCAGGCUCAUGGAGGGGGAGCCACAUUAGGCAAUAGUAAAGAGAAACGGUUCCUCUGCAUGUUCUGUAACAAAGGCUUCAGCUGCCCCCAGAAGGUGGAGAUCCACCGGAGGGUCCACACAGGGGAGAAACCAUUCAGCUGUCCCCAGUGUCACAUGCGCUUCGCCCAGGCCUGCAGCCUGAAGAGGCACCAGAGGGUCCACACAGGGGAGAAACCCUACAGCUGCCCCCAGUGUGAGAAGAGGUUUUCUCGCCAGCACCAGCUGAAGACGCACCUGAAGGUCCACACGGGAGAAAGGCCGUUUGCCUGUACGCAUUGUGGGAAGAGGUUCUCCGAGAGGAGCUACCUCAGGAUACACCAGCAGAAAAAACAUUCCAGCCUAUAACAUGGAAAGUAACCAUUCCACUCGAUAGCUUCUGAUGUUUAGAUGAAACCCUGCAUUAAAGACAAAGAUUAAUUUAUUGUUGUCAGCAGAAAAGGCCCAGAGAUGCAUUUGGAAUAACGAGAGUUACAGAUUUCAGUGUUGAAUAUUCCUGAGUAGAAUAUUACAUCCAAACAUGGUGUGAUAUGUAAGGCAUAUACAGUGCCUUUGGAAAGUAUUCAGACCCCUUGACUUUUUCCACAUUUUGUUUCAUUACAGCCUUAUU